This is a messenger RNA of Suillus clintonianus, 583 nucleotides long. RefSeq lists its product as uncharacterized. The record is from RefSeq and is a predicted model, not a curated record. Bases 203 to 544 code for a protein of 113 amino acids. Gene Ontology annotation, biological process: protein phosphorylation. The transcript has 5 exons. Gene Ontology annotation, molecular function: protein kinase activity; ATP binding. Lineage: Eukaryota; Fungi; Basidiomycota; Agaricomycetes; Boletales; Suillaceae.
AAGCUUGUGAAGAAGGUGCAAGAUAUGAAAGAGCGUCAAGAUAGUCUGGAUGCGAACACGCGCAUGACAUAGCUGCUAGGUUUUCUUAUGGCAUUGGUUUUGAACCCCGGUGAGAGCCGAAUUGCACAAUUUGAAAAGAUCGCACAGCGCAGCUAGUCUGCUUCACUUCCUGGAACCCACCUCCUGUAAAGUAAGCCUAACCAUGGCGGAGCUUGCGCCUGCCAGUGGAUACAAUGUCCCUGACUUCACAACUCAAAUUUCUGGAAGGCUCGAAUAUCCAAUUGCAUCUGGAUCGUUCAGCGAAGUUUAUCUGCUCACCAUCAAGUCCAACGAAGGCACAAUGGAGGUCGCAGUGAAGGUGUUCAAGAUUGACCAUCGGAGAGCUAUGGAUAAAAUUCAACAUACAAUGCGUCGGGAGCUCAAGGUGUGGCUCAGACUGUCCAAACACCCAACUAUCGUGCCGUUACUUGGUAUCGCACACGUCGGAUCUCUAUUGCCGGCUCUUAUUUCUCAAUGGAUGCCAUCUGAGACAUUAGAUAGGUGAAAUUACCGCAUCCGCUAAAGUUGAAUUGGCCAAGGGCGU